AUGACCUCUUUACCCUGUCCCCUUCCUGACCGCGGCUUCCCGGACUUCGCCCCCGCUCCGUUGGUAGUGGCUGCUUAACCGUUCGUACUAUCCCCUAGAACCGCAGCUUCCCCCGAUUUGUCUUACUCUUAGUCCUACGGCCACCUCCUGUCCCAUUCCUAUCCUAGACCAGCAACCCCAGGAGACUCCUACCUGCCCCGCCAACAACAAUCGGCGGCGCCGUCUCAGCUCUUUCACCGGUCGGCUAAACACCCGCAGGAACUCGGAGCCGAAUCAGAGAACCAGGCACUGUCUCUGGAGUCUGCCCAGCAGUCCCUCUCCAGGAAGCUGCACAAGUCUAGAACCAUCUACUUCAGCCUGCAGCUGAGACUCCUGAACCAGCAUUUCCAACACACCCAGUACCAGGCCCUGCCCGAGAGAGCUCAGCUGGCCGUGCAGCUCGGGCUCACCCAACCCCAGGUAGGGCCAGUCCUGUCCCUGCCCUGUUCCAAAUACAAACGCUCCAAAUACAAGAAGCUCUGGAAACAUGCUGGGGAGCCGGAAGAGAAGUUCUCUGGGAGACCCUCCUCCCUCUCUCGUUCUCCAAUCCUACCAUUCAUCCAGAGUCCACCCAAGGCAGGCACCUGUCUCCCAUAGCCACCUACCAGUGGCUACGACAACAGCCAUUCUGGUGCCUGGUAUCAGCAUCACUCUCCAGAUGUGCUGGCGCUGCCUCAGAUGGCGGGAGUCUGGAGGGAGGCUGCUCAAGGGUUCAGCCUUCCUGUCAAGCCCAGGACCUGA
Apodemus sylvaticus (European woodmouse) is the source of this 780-nucleotide messenger RNA. RefSeq names its product distal-less homeobox 4 (gene Dlx4). Gene Ontology annotation, biological process: embryo development; cell differentiation; negative regulation of transcription by RNA polymerase II. The record is from RefSeq and is a predicted model, not a curated record. Gene Ontology annotation, molecular function: DNA-binding transcription factor activity, RNA polymerase II-specific; RNA polymerase II cis-regulatory region sequence-specific DNA binding. Lineage: Eukaryota; Metazoa; Chordata; Mammalia; Rodentia; Muridae.